GGCGAAUGUGUAAUUAUCCGCUUCGUCUUUCAGCGGCAGGCAGCCAAGUGAAGUGAGAAGGAGAGAGUGGGAAGUUGAAGUUGAAUCCAUAGAACUGGUUGGCGUCUCUUCAAUUUGCCCGGAAAUGGCAGCCUGUGCGAGCACUACUUGGAGCAUGUCGUCUCUCCGAUCUGCCCUGCCCUCUGUGCAAUUGCAAAGGCCUCUUCAGCUUCCCUCAAUUGGCUUCUCGAUUGCUUCUUCUUCGUCCCGCCUCAGAAUCUCUCUUCCCAAGCCCAAAUCACUCGGUUGUUUCGUCGGCCUGGCUCCUCUUCACCCGCUUCUCCCCCUCGCCUCUCAAGAAUUCACUAGCUUUGACCAUAGUUUUACCAUUAUCGACAAUGGGGGCCGAUUCUUUGCCAUGAGACACGGGAAGAGAGUCCCGAAACUCAACAGACCCCCGGACCAGCGCCGUGCAUUGUUGCGAGGCCUCACAAGUCAGCUCCUCAAGCACGGACGCAUCAAGACUACCAGAGCAAGGGCUAGAGCGAUGAGGAAGUAUGUUGAUAAAAUGAUCACGCUGGCCAAAGAGGGAUCCCUACAUAAGAGAAGACAGGCUCUUGGGUUCAUCUACGAGAAACAGAUUGUCCAUGCAUUGUUUGCGGAGGUUGAAGAAAGGUAUGGAGAGCGGAACGGUGGAUACACGAGAAUAAUCAGAACCCUGCCAAGGCGAGGGGACAAUGCGCCUAUGGCCUAUAUUGAGCUUGUCUAAAUUCAUAAAACUUGGUGAUUGUUUUUGUUGUGCUGGAUUCUCAUGGCUUUUGCCAAAUUUAGGCACGGAUUGGGAUUGCAACCCCCUGGAUGUUGUAGUUUACUCCUUGAACAGGUGGUUAUUUGAAUAUUCCCAAGUCAUUUCUGAGACCCACCCAGUUACUAAUGUUCUCUCUGUUGACAGUUGUGGAGGAGGAUAAUGCUCGAGGGAGGGAGGGAGUAUUUAAUAGAACAUGUCAAGUCAGUCUGGCUACUAAUGGUCAUGAUUGAUUGUAUUAUUAUAUCAAAGAAAUUUGUUUCUA
Diospyros lotus (date-plum) is the source of this 1049-nucleotide messenger RNA. RefSeq names its product 50S ribosomal protein L17, chloroplastic. The transcript is spliced from 2 exons. Gene Ontology annotation, biological process: translation. The record is from RefSeq and is a predicted model, not a curated record. Gene Ontology annotation, molecular function: structural constituent of ribosome. Gene Ontology annotation, cellular component: cytosolic large ribosomal subunit; ribosome. NCBI's taxonomy places the organism in Eukaryota, Viridiplantae, Streptophyta, Magnoliopsida, Ericales, Ebenaceae. Bases 125 to 748 code for a protein of 207 amino acids.